Synchiropus splendidus (mandarinfish) is the source of this 2938-nucleotide messenger RNA. RefSeq names its product p21 protein (Cdc42/Rac)-activated kinase 1 (gene pak1). The transcript is spliced from 14 exons. The coding region runs from base 216 to 1985 and encodes 589 amino acids. Gene Ontology annotation, molecular function: protein serine/threonine kinase activity; ATP binding. The record is from RefSeq and is a predicted model, not a curated record. Lineage: Eukaryota; Metazoa; Chordata; Actinopteri; Syngnathiformes; Callionymidae. Gene Ontology annotation, biological process: intracellular signal transduction; regulation of MAPK cascade; regulation of axonogenesis. Gene Ontology annotation, cellular component: cytoplasm.
GGGCGGGGAUUGUUGUGCGGCAGACUCCGCAGCGCUUUGCUAACAAUAGCUGAGUUAAAGUGUCGGUGCUCCCGGCUGUGGACGUCAGAGCGGCCGCUGGAGGACGCCGAGAAGACGCCGGCAAAUCUGCUCAAUGAAACGGAAACUCGCCCGACUCACCACCCAGAAGACGCUUUGACGCUCGCCGCGGCGCUGCGGCUGCUGUUUCGCUGAAGAUGUCUGAUAAUGGGGAGGUCGAGGACAAACCUCCAGCUCCACCCAUGAGGAACACCAGCACCCUGAUCAGCUCCUGCAACAAAGACCCCGCCCCCCUCAACCACAGCUCCAAGCCCCUCCCUCCAAACCCAGAGGACAAGAAGAAGAAGGACCGCUCCAUCCGGUUCAUCUUGACGGGCGGAGGGGACAAGACGUACAAGCGGAAGGAGCGUCCGGAGAUUUCUCUGCCAUCAGACUUUGAGCACACCAUCCAUGUCGGCUUUGACGCGGUCACUGGCGAGUUCACUGGGAUGCCGGAGCAGUGGGCUCGGCUGCUUCAGACCUCCAACAUCACCAAACUAGAGCAGAAGAAGAAUCCUCAGGCUGUUCUCGACGUUCUCAAGUUCUACGACUCCAAGGAGACGGCAAACAGCCAGAAGUACAUGAGCUUCACAGGUACACACACACACACACACUCACACGCUCUCACCCGCCUCCUUGCUCAUGAAUCUUUCAUCUCUCCAGAUAAAAGUGCCGAGGCCUUCAGCUCCUCCACCACCGCGAGCUCCAAGACCGUGUCAGAGACGCCUGCCAUCGCCACCGUGUCUGAGGAUGAAGAGGAAGAUGAGGCCGAGCCGCCGCCGGUCAUCGCCCCCCGACCAGAACACACCAAAUCAAUUUACACUCGCUCAGUGAUCGAGCCUCUCGGCCCCCCUCCCACCAAAGACGCUGCCACGUCUCCCAUCGUCAUGCCCACCCCUGCCGCCGCUGCCGCCGCCGCCCCGGUGACGCCGGCCACAUCUGUAGAUGCCGCCCCCAGCAGCCCCCCCAGUGCCAGCCCUGCGCCAGGACCCUCGAUGCCCCGCCCCCACGACAAAGGGCGGAAGAAGAAGAUGUCGGAUGAAGAGAUCCUGGAGAAGCUGCGGACCAUAGUUAGCGUGGGAGACCCCAAGAAGAAGUACACGCGCUUUGAGAAGAUCGGGCAGGGGGCGUCGGGGACGGUCUACACCGCCAUCGAUGUGGCCACUGGACAAGAGGUGGCCAUCAAACAGAUGAACCUGCAGCAGCAGCCCAAGAAGGAGCUGAUCAUCAACGAGAUCCUGGUGAUGAGGGAAAACAAGAACCCCAACAUUGUCAACUACCUGGACAGUUACCUGGUGGGAGACGAGCUGUGGGUGGUGAUGGAGUACCUGGCCGGGGGUUCCCUGACCGACGUGGUCACCGAGACGUGCAUGGACGAGGCCCAGAUCGCUGCCGUGUGCAGAGAAUGUCUGCAGGCUCUGGAGUUCCUCCACUCCAACCAAGUCAUUCAUCGAGACAUCAAGAGCGACAACAUCUUGCUGGGCAUGGACGGCUCCGUCAAGCUCACGGACUUUGGCUUCUGCGCUCAGAUCACGCCGGAGCAGAGCAAGCGCAGCACGAUGGUGGGGACGCCUUACUGGAUGGCCCCUGAGGUCGUGACCCGCAAAGCUUACGGGCCCAAAGUGGACAUCUGGUCUCUGGGCAUCAUGGCCAUAGAGAUGGUGGAGGGCGAGCCGCCGUACCUGAACGAGAACCCACUCAGGGCUCUCUAUCUCAUCGCCACCAACGGAACUCCAGAGCUUCAGAAUCCAGAGAAACUCUCUGUCACUUUCAGAGAUUUUCUCAACCAGUGUCUGGAGAUGGACGUGGAGAAGAGGGGAUCUGCCCGAGACCUGCUGCAGCAUCAGUUCCUGAAGAUGGCCAAGCCUCUCUCCAGUCUCACACCUCUCAUCAUCGCUGCCAAGGAGGCGGCCAAAAACAACCGCUAGGUGGCGCUGCACUCCUUCUCCCAUCUGUCUCUCUCUCCCCUCCUUCCCUACACUCUUCACUUUCUGCCGUUGGCCUCCAAGUUUCCUGUGUAUUUGGAGGACGACGGUUCUGGUCGACCCUGGGCCUGACCUGAUCUGUCACAUCACUCCAGACGGAGAGAUGCCACUGCUGUCGUCACCUGCUGCGACCCAGGAGCCCAAAGACUCAUGGGAGUUUUUAACUGAUGUUUACUGCGUGUGUGUGUGUGUGAGUGCAUGCGUGUGAGUUCGGGUCUCAUCUGUGCGCUCUUGGUUAUGAGUAAUAAUGAAGGAAACUGGGUCACAUCCAGAACCUGAAGAAUUGUGACGCUUAUUGGGAUUGAAGCGGACGCCCUCCCGGUCACAAGAAUCGCUCUCUUAGAGUUGCUGGUACGAUUCUGUUUUCGCACCGACAGGUCAAUGUAACUCCUGAGUUUUGGUACUGACCCGAUCCACCUGAGCCCACGGCCGGGGAUCUUAAUGCCAGGUUUAGGUUGCUGCUUCCCUCUCGGUUCACUUGCACUAGUUUUAGAGUCGAUGGAGCAGGCUCACCUCAGCGCCGCGGGGUUGAACCUUCAACCCUCACCUGGAACUGGAAGAGUUGCAGGUUCAAGUUCCAGUCAAGUCUCCAGUUUCCUGACCAGUCUGAGAUUCUGGUUCUGAACCGCCGCAGGUCCGACAGCGAGCGAGUGAAAGUGUAUGUGUUUUAUCCGUUUUGUUCAUGACCGUUCUGAGACACGACGAAGCUGCGACACAGAUGCUUCGGAAUGAGAUGCACAACGACUGGUUUUGUUAUUUUUAUACGUGAUGUCAGAAUAACGAACGGUUGUGUUCUGAACUGCUGGUUUCAAUAUUUUUUUUAAGAGGAACAUGUGGGUGUUUGACACCCCAACUGCUAGUGUCUUUGAGCAAGCUGGAAAAUAAACAUCAACUCA